AUGGAUAUAGAAGAAGAUCGUCACGAUUUGCAAGAGACACGAUCUCGUAAACAACUGGGUUUAGAACAUAGCGACGACGCUCGCCUUCGACCGUUUGUUAGUCACAAGUGCUGGGUGGAAAAAUGCUGCUUUUCACCCGAUUCUUCCCUUUUGGCUACCUGCUCCGGUGACCAGACAGUACAGAUAUGGAAGAUAAAAGGUGGCGAGCAAAAUACCGAUGCGAUAAAGACGUUCCCCCACGAUUCUAUGGUAUGGUGCUGUGAUUUCAGUCCGGAUGGCGGCAGCAUCUGUACGUGUUGUAGCAGUGGCAGCGUUCACGUCUGGGACAUUGGAACACAAUCGUGCCGUCAUACAUUCACUGGGAAGUCAGGACCCGUGUUCAGUUGCAAGUUUGGAAGAGAUGCUAACGAGGUAUUUUCGGCAGGGGCGGACAAAGUGGUGACAUUGCUGUCCUUCGCUGCGGGAAAAGCAGAAGUUAUCCGCGUUUUUAGGGGCCACACGAACGUCAUUGACGACGUUGCCAUCUCCCCUAGCCGAGAUAUCAUCGCAUCCGCCUCCAAAGACAGGACCGUACGACUGUGGUUUUUCAGAACUGCCACAUAUAAUGAUUCUGGGAGGAUCAAAACGAGAACGUUGAGGGGUCAUACUCACUGGGUGACGUCAUGCAUAUUUUCUGGCGAUGGAACUUUAUUGGCCAGCACGUCCCUUGAUCGGACCGUUCGACUUUGGCACGUCGGGAAGAUAAAAAUUGUACACGUUUUGAAAGGUCACUCGUGUAUUGCAUGGAGCUGCAGUUUUGUUAGUAUUGGGCAAACACAAAUACUUAUGUCGUGUGCAAGCGACAAAACAGUAAGAUACUGGGAUCAGACCACCGGGAAAGAAGUUGGUUGUGAGAGGGACAUUGGCGCCGAGAUGUCGAGUGACACCCAUGGCAAUCAGUUACUUACGUGCGCCAGUAGUAGGGAUAACAGACAUAUUGCAGUCGGGGACUAUGAGGGCAGGGUGUUCAUGGGGAAUCUGCAGGAAAUGUUUCCAGGUGUCGGCGUCGACGAGGAAGUACAAGAAGCAGCCAGUGAUAAACUCAGAAAAAAUGUCCAAUGA
Messenger RNA from Saccoglossus kowalevskii, 1101 nucleotides. RefSeq lists its product as uncharacterized. The record is from RefSeq and is a predicted model, not a curated record. Gene Ontology annotation, molecular function: protein binding. NCBI's taxonomy places the organism in Eukaryota, Metazoa, Hemichordata, Enteropneusta, Harrimaniidae.